UACUCAUAGGUAUAUUUGUCCGACGAUCCCAUGGUGGCAGGGGAGAAGCGUUACGUUUAGGAUAAAGACAGGGGGGGAACUAUCCUGUCCCGAGUUUAACGGCUGUUCGCCAGUACUGUACUGGAGAUGCCAAGAUGGCUGCAAGCAACUAUUUCGGCUUUACACAUGGUGCCGGUGCGCAAUACAGUACCCAGCCUCCUCCCGUCUACUCCCAUCCCUCCACUGCCAGCUACAACGUGCAGCAGGCUCCCGUUGUGGCUCAUGCCGUGACUGCCUCCUACUCCCCAGCCCCGGUCCAGGCGGCCCGGCCUGUGGCCUCAGCCCCCUACCCCACCUAUCAGAGCCACCCGGCCCCCCAAGACUACACCUACAGACAGCCAGACCCCCCCCAGCCCACCACAACCCCACAGACGUACCAGGUAUACUCAGACAUGCAGGACAACUAUAGUUAUGGACGACCUGCUGCCGUAACGACCUACGACAACAAACAGUAUUACCAGACGAGCAUAGCCUCAGCUCAGAGGACACCCACAGAGAACUAUUACCAGACUGUAGGAGUGAAGAGCGCUUACAGUCCAGCACCCUCCACUGUGUACAGCCAGCCCGCUCUGCCCCAGAGGCAGGUGACUGCCCUCAAGCCUCUGGUCCCUGCCAGCCCCGUGUCCACCAGUUACAACAUCUAUCCAGUGUCCACCAGUGUCCAGCAGCCUCCGACACCUAUUUCAUCCUACACCCUUGGUUCUUCUUUUAACUCCACUGUUUCAGCCUCCUCCUACUCUGGCAUUAGCUACUCCAAUUACGACUCAAUUGGCUACACCUCAGCCUCCACCCCCUCCUACUACCAGCCGGCCCAGCAGACUCUGUCCCAGCCCCAGCCCCCGCCCCAGCAGACCCAGCAGUCCCAGUCCCCCAUCCAGCCUCCUCCCAAACAGCUGACCAGCUCAUCGUGGAGUAAUUCCGGCAGCAACAUGGUCACGGCUCCGACUGUAAACACCUAUAAAAAACCUGCUUUUCACCAGAACAAGCUGCAGAGGCCCAAAGGGCCCCCUAAGCAGCCCCAGCUUCAUUACUGUGAGAUCUGUAAAAUCAGCUGCGCAGGCCCUCAGACGUACCGGGAGCACAACGAGGGCCAAAAGCAUAAGAAAAAAGAAGCUGCCUUAAAAGCCGGGGGGCAGACGGGGAACAGCAAUGGGCCCAGAGGCGUCCAGACUCAGCUGCGCUGCGAGCUGUGUGACGUAUCAUGCACUGGAGUGGACGCCUACGCUGCACAUAUCCGAGGCGCCAAACACCUGAAGGUGGUGAAACUUCACACCAAGCUUGGAAAACCGAUCCCCUCCACGGAGCCGGUGUUGGUGAAUUCUGCUCCCGUGGUCACCACUGUAACAGCUGGAAAAGCCCCGGUCUCCUCCUCGUCAUCCGCCACAGUUUCCACCACUUCAGCUCCCGUUGUGAUGCCCAAACAGACAGCAGUAAACACCACAACCAAAUCCACCCCUGCAGUCAAGAAACCAGCUCCCUCCAAAAUAACUGCCAUUUCUAACAGGCUAAGCAGUGCUCCUCCUCCAGCAGCAGCAAAGGAGGUCGCCCCGGUAACGGCUAAAGUGGAGGAGCCUGUUCAGCCCGUUGUCCAGAAGAUGGAGCCACAGAGUGAUGAGGAAAGAGGUGAUAGAGCUGCAGGUCAAGGGGACAUCCAGCCCGUAGGACAUGAUUAUGUAGAAGAGGUACGGAACGAUGAUGGAAAAGUGAUCCGGUUCCAUUGUAAACUGUGCGAGUGCAGCUUCAAUGACCCCAACGCUAAAGACAUGCACCUGAAGGGCAGAAGGCACAGACUGCAGUACAAGAAGAAAGUUAAUCCAGAGCUUCCCGUGGAGAUUAAGCCCAGUAACCGGGCCAGGAAGCUGCAGGAGAGCAAGCUAAAGAAGCAGAAGCAGAAGGCGGUGCUGAAGAGGCAGAGAGACGACGAGCAGCGCUGGCACAUGGAGAUGAGGCGAUAUGAGGAGGACAUGUACUGGCGGAGGAUGGAGGAGGAGCAGAUGUACUGGGGGGACCAGAGACGCCGGAUGGCGCCCCCUCCUCUGAUGAGUCGCCCUGGUAUGCCAGUGCCCCCCCUACUGCCGUGUGUUCGAAGGCCUGAGACUCCUGAUGACCGUUACAUCAUGGCCAAGCACUCUACUAUUUACCCGGUGGAAGAGGAGCUCCAGGCUGUUCAGAGGAUCGUGUCCCACUCUGAGAGAGCUCUAAAACUAGUGUCAGACUCCCUGCUGGAGACCGAGGCGGUCGCUGUCAGUCCUAGUACCACUGACGCUGCUACAGAGGGAGAGGAGGAAAAAAGUGCUGAGAACGCUCCUCGGCUGCUCAAAGGAGUGAUGAGGGUCGGCAUCCUGGCCAAAGGCCUGCUGCUGCGCGGAGACAGAAACGUGGAACUUAUCCUGCUGACCGCUCAAAAACCCAGCGUCACUUUAUUAACCACCAUCGCCACACAGUUACCCAAAGAACUGGAGACAUUUUCUGAAGAUCAGUAUGAGGUGCAGGCUCACCCCGAGGAGGCCAACAUCGUGAUAUUUUCAAGCAAGGAGCCCAAAAUGCAGGUGACCAUUUCUCUCACCUCGCCGCUGAUGAGGGAGGACCCUGCUGCUGAGAAGGACAAGCAGGCAGGAGGAAAAGCGGCUGAGAAAGAUGUGGUUGAGCAGGACCCUCCUGACCUGCUGAAUAAGAAGAAAUGUUUGGAGUACCUCGCAGCCCUCCGUCACGCCAAAUGGUUCCAGGCUCGUGCCAACGGGCUGCAGUCCUGUGUGAUCAUCAUCCGGAUCCUACGGGACUUAUGCCACCGCGUUCCUACCUGGGGGAAAAUGCCCAGCUGGGCGAUGGAGCUGCUGGUGGAGAAGGUGAUCAGCAGUGCCACCAGCCCACUCAGCCCAGGAGAGGCCAUGCGCAGGGUCCUGGAGUGCAUCUCCACAGGCAUCCUGCUACCAGACGGACCAGGUUUGAUGGAUCCCUGUGAAAAAGAGCCAACAGAUGCUUUGGAAAGCAUGAAGCUCCAGGCCCGGGAAGACGUGACGGCCAGUGCGCAGCAUGCUCUGCGGCUGCUGGCUUUCCGGCAGAUCCCCUACGUUCUGGGCAUGGAUCUGCUGCCGUCGUCCAAGGCCAGCGCACGCAACCGCAAACGCCGGCGGGACGUCAACGACACGGGCGAGGGCGAGGGGGAGGGCAAAAAGGACAAGAAGGAGGAGGAGGAAGAGGAGGAAGAAGAAGAAGAAGAAGAAGAAGAAGCAAGCGCUUGACCUCUGCCUCCAAACCAGAGGCAUUUGCUAGUUUAGAGACUGGUAGAAUGUCACUACUUUAACUUUUCUUAUUGAGAAACAAUCUUAACACUCAGCUAUACACAUAAAUAUAACUUUGACUCUACAUGUUACAUGUCUACCCUUAAAACUAAAGGUAUGAGGCUGACGUUUGAGGGUCUGUACUGCAAUUCCUUCUCCCAUGUAGUGAUCUCAUGCAGAUGUAUCCUAUUCUAAAGUAAAUCGGCUGAAAAAAAAUCACUUUUAUUUACUGAUUGCAUCAUUCCAUAUCAGUACAACAGCACAUUCAUUUUUUAAGAUUAAAUACUCACUACUACUGUUUUACCUCCAGUACAAAUGGAAGAGGAAUGAGCACCUUAAGCUUUCUUUUCAGUGUUUCUCAUUGAAAAAGAAGCUGAAUCCACAGCUCUUUGAGCCUUGUCAAUGUUAAUAUCCAACUCCCGCACACUCACUAAAUUAAUCAUGCUGCUGAAAAUGUUAAAAGAGGAAAGACGAGGGCUUUGAAAUUGGAAGCGAGAUCAGAGGAGACUACCCGGGCAUGGUGGAAACAGGACUGUGAUGUUCAUUGUGCCUACAGGUGACAUUUUUCAUUUGAUUUUAGCUCCCUCUGAAGCUCCUGUUGUCUAUUUUUUCACAAGUUAUAAAAAACAGACAGAGACAAGACUUGAGUUGAGAACUUUAACCAAAGGCCCCCGCACCAAACCCCCAAACAAGGCAAACUGAAAUUGUUGACAUCCUCAUACAGGAACUUCCCCAAGCUUUUUUUGCGUUUGUGUGGGUGUGUGUGAAGGGUCGUGCUUCUAACAGAACACAAGUCUUGAAUUGCACAGUGACAUCCUGAGGGAGGAAAGCACUUAAGUGUAUGCAGCCAUAGUUAUCUUUUGACUAAAAAUGCCUAGUAAUCUUUUUUUCUUCCAAAGGACACUUUGCUGAGGGCAGAAACUUGAGUUAGGUGAAUCCAACUGAAAUCUACUGAAAAAAAAGACUUUUUCUUUCUCCCUUGUGCCUGCAUCAUGUUGCAUAAGACUGAGUGAGGGGAACAUAUAAGUUGUUGUUUUUGUGUGAUUAGUAAUGUAAUGGUCUCAUUUAAUGAAGUUGUAAGACAGGGGGUGAACAGUUGCACAGCUCCAGCCUAAAAGCUGACGGCAGAAAGUUACUGUGCGUUUUUUUAGUUUGAUAUUUGUUUAUCGAGAGCCUCAUAUAUGAGUAUUGCUUAUUUUAUUUCAGAAGGAUGUUGCAGUCUAUUUUGUAUUGUGUAAACAGGAAGUGUGAACGUUGCUGUCCUAUCAUUUGAAUGUCUUUGUAGUGUUAAAAAUAAGGGGAGAUAUUAAAACACACCUAAACCGUUUUGUCCUCUGGUUUAAUUUCCUCUGCAAAUUCCGGUGAGGAGAUGAUCUCAUGUCAUGGUGUCACUUAUAGUUGUUUCACUGAGCUAUGACCCACUUCUCUGUCUUUUUUUAAGAGCGAGGAAGUGGUUGGCAGAG
Menidia menidia (Atlantic silverside) is the source of this 4783-nucleotide messenger RNA. Lineage: Eukaryota; Metazoa; Chordata; Actinopteri; Atheriniformes; Atherinopsidae. The record is from the annotation of a GenBank genome assembly.